AUGAAUGUAUCUCAUGAUUAUCAUCAAAUUACUAAUUUAAACAAUGGAGUUAUGGUUAUGAAUAAAUAUGUUCUUGUUAUAUUUUGGAUUUUGGGUAAUAUUGGAAAUAUUUUCAGUAUUUUUAUAUUUACAAAAAAAUCUUGGAAAAAAAAUGUAUGUGUAUUUUAUUUUAAAGUUUGUCUUGUUUUAAAUAUAUGUUAUCUUAAUUCGACUAUACUCGGAGCCAUUACUAAUUUUGGUUUCAAUAUUUAUUUACAAAAUUCAAGUGUUAUUUUAUGUAAACUUUUAUAUUAUACAUCUUUUCUAUUAACUACCCUUCCACCAUCUGUUCUUAUUCUUGCAUCAAUUGAUCGUUUAUUAAUUUCUUCUCGAAAUAUUGAUACACGUUUAUAUAGUUCAAAACGUUUAGCAUACUUUUCUAUUAGUACCUGUACAAUUUUCUGGAUCAUAUUUAAUUGUCAUGUACUUAUUAAAAUAGAUAUUUAUGAAAUAUAUCCAUCAUAUUUUAUUUGUAGUUUUCCUCAAUCUUAUGAUGAUUUUGUAACUUAUUCGUUAGGGACGAUCAAUGUAUUUUUUUGUUCACUUAUGAUUAUCUUAUGUAUAUUUGCUUGUAAAAAUGUUCAAAAUAUUCAAUCAGUACAAUGUAGAAAACGACAUGAAGUUCGUUCAAUGACAAAAAAAGAUUUUCAAUUACUUCGUUGUUUAUUUGGACAAGAUAUUAUUUUUAUUACAUUUAGUAUGUUAGUUAUUAUAUUUUAUAUCUUCGAAGCUAUAACAAAAGAUAAACAAUGGACAUUAUUACAACUUACAAUUCUUAAUUUUGUUGAUAGAUAUGUUACUUUUCUUUUCAAUAUUUCUUAUUCAACAAAUUUCUUCGUAUUUAUGAUUAUAUCAAAAGCAUUUCGACAUGAAUUAAAACAUAUAAUUUGCAAAUGUUUUAAUAUACAUUUACAACCAACGCGAGACGAAGAACAUCAUAGACAUGAACAUAUUGAUAGGAAUAAUGUAGGUUUAAAUGUUGUUAUUGUCAGUACUAUUGAAUUACCUAAAUAA
This is a messenger RNA of Adineta steineri, 1053 nucleotides long. NCBI's taxonomy places the organism in Eukaryota, Metazoa, Rotifera, Eurotatoria, Adinetida, Adinetidae. The record is from the annotation of a GenBank genome assembly.